Molecule: messenger RNA, 690 nt
Organism: Fusarium keratoplasticum
Lineage: Eukaryota; Fungi; Ascomycota; Sordariomycetes; Hypocreales; Nectriaceae
Exons: 5
Coding region: 1-690 (229 amino acids)
Source: RefSeq, a predicted model, not a curated record
AUGGACAAGCUCGUCAGCGCCGCCAAGGACUUCCUUGAUGACGACAAGGACAAGCGUCAGGACCAGUCCCAGCAGCAGCAGUACGGCGGCGGACAACAGUACGGACAGCAGCAACAGUAUGGCCAGGAGCAGUAUGGUCAGCAACAGCAGUACCCUCCCCCCGGUGGCGUCCAGUCACACGGCGGUGGCAGCGGCAUCUCAAGCUUCUUUGGCAACCUCGACUUCGACCACGCCAAGGAGGAGGCUAACAAGAACGCCGGCUCCUCGGGCGACAAGGACCUGUUCUCCAACAUCCUAGGCUCUCUCGGGCAGAAGCAGAACAAGCUCGCCAACGAAGACCUCGAUGAGGAGGACGCCAUCAAGAAGCACAAGAAGACGUAUGAGGAUUCUGAGGACGAGGAGGACGACAAGAGCAUGGGCACUGCGGCUGCCAUGCAGGCCUUGAAGCUGUUCAACAAGGGCGAGACCAAGAGCAGCAGCAGCAGCCAGAGUGCUUUCCUUGGCCUUGCCAUGGCCGAGGCCAGCAAGCUAUUCGAUGACAAGGCCGCCAAGGGCAAGGUCUCAUCCGACGCCAGCAAGGAGAGCGUCGUCCAGCAGGCCGGUGAGGUCGCUCUGAAGAUGUACCUCAAGAACCAGGGCGAGCAGCAGGGCGGCCUCCUGGGAAUGGCCUCCAAGUUUAUGAACAAAUAA